Carica papaya (papaya) is the source of this 1609-nucleotide messenger RNA. Its product is annotated as UDP-Glycosyltransferase superfamily protein. NCBI's taxonomy places the organism in Eukaryota, Viridiplantae, Streptophyta, Magnoliopsida, Brassicales, Caricaceae. The record is from RefSeq and is a predicted model, not a curated record. Gene Ontology annotation, molecular function: glycosyltransferase activity.
AGUGAACAUGGAAGCGUGAGAAACGCACUAAGAAAAAGAAACUCCAAAAGCCAGCCUGCUAACCUAACUUUUUCCUUUUACAAAAAUCAAAUCAUCAAAAAUCAAACGAGAAAAAAAAUAAACCCCAAUGGCUUUCAACAACAAACCCAAGAAACAAAACUCCAUUAACCUCUGCACCACUCUGUUCUUCAUCACCCUCUUCACCAUACCUGCUUUCUUCCUCCUCCAUACUCCCAUCUCCAUCUCCACAACUUUCACCAAACCUCUUCUCCAUAAAUUGUGGUCAGGAGAUCUCCGCCAUGCCCAUUUCGCAUGGAAUCGUCUAAGUUUUCCCCAAACACACCCGCCCAUCUCGCUCAAAAUCGCUGUAUUCUCCAGAAAAUGGCCCCUCACCACCAGUCCUGGUGGCAUGGAGCGCCACGCUUACACCUUGCACACAGCUUUAGCUCGCAGAGGACAUCGGAUUCAUGUCUUUACUUCCCCUGUCGAUGAAAUCGAAUCCCCAUCAUCCAUUUCUCCUGCCAAUAAUCCCUAUCCACGGCUUCAUUUCCACCAAGGUGAAUUGGGUAAGUGGAGAUAUAACAAAGCCUGGGAGCAAUUCGGGGAAGAAAACCAACGGCAACCAUUUGAUGUGGUCCACUCAGAAAGUGUUGCUCUUCCUCACUGGGUAGCCCGUAAUGUCGCCAAUCUUGCGGUUUCGUGGCAUGGAAUAGCCCUUGAGAGUUUACACUCGAGUAUUUACCAGGACCUGGCUCGAAAUCCAGAUGAAACCAUCUCCCCAGAAUUCAACAAGAGCUUAUAUGGAGCUGUACCAAAAGUGUUGAACGAGAUAAGGUUUUUCAACAACUAUGCACAUCAUGUGGCAAUAAGCGAUAGCUGCGGCGAGAUGUUAAGAGACGUCUACCAGAUCCCGGUCAAAAGGGUCCAUGUAAUCCUCAACGGAGUCGACGAAAACGAGUUUGCAGAAGAUAAAAAGUUAGGACGCGACUUCAGAUCCAAGCUUGGUAUCUCGAAGAAUACAAGCUUAGUUCUUGGGAUCGCCGGAAGAUUGGUGAAAGACAAAGGACACCCGUUGCUUUACGAAGCUUUCUCCAAGUUGCUAAGGAAGUAUGAUGAUGUGUUCUUGAUUGUUGCGGGGUCAGGGCCAUGGCAGCAGAGAUACAGAGAUCUAGGUCCGCAGGUUGUGGUGUUGGGUUCUGUAUCUCCAUCUCAACUGAAAGCAUUCUACAAUGCGAUUGACAUCUUCGUCAACCCGACGCUCAGGCCACAAGGCUUGGAUCUGACGCUAAUGGAGGCGAUGAUGAGUGGAAAGCCAGUGAUGGCAUCAAGGUUUCCAAGCAUAAAGGGCAGUAUUGUGGUUGAUGAUGAGUUCGGAUACAUGUUUUCUCCUAACGUAAAGUCGUUAAUGGAGGCUUUAGGGGAGGUUGUGAGAGAUGGGACGGCAAGACUUGCAGAGAGAGGGAAGGCCUGCCGCAGGUAUGCGGUUUCUAUGUUUACGGCCAACAAAAUGGCUUUAGCGUAUGAGAGAUUAUUUCUUUGUAUCAAAAACGAAGCCUUUUGCUCCUAUCCUUAAUUUUAAUUGCUAUGUACACAGAUAUUUUUAUUUCUA